AUGACUGUUUUUCAGAACAAGAAAUUCCGCGGCGCAUCGGACGCCGGCACAUUCGCAGCCAAAUACCGUGCUGCAAUGGCGAAGCGCCCUUUUCUCCUCUUCGGCCUACCGUUCAUGUCUGUCAUUGUCGCCGGUUCCUUUGUCCUUACCCCCGCCGCCGCUGUUCGCUACGAGAAACACGACCGCAGGGUCCGGCAGAUGACUCGGGACGAGGAGCUUGGCGUAGGGAAAGGAGGUCGCAAGGUCAAUAUGAAGGAUGAAUAUUAUAGGCUGGCUGCAAAGGAUUUAGACGAGUGGGAACAGAAGCGUGUCAAGCGACUCCCCGGAGAAAACGACGGUCUCCUCUGA
Molecule: messenger RNA, 348 nt
Organism: Truncatella angustata
Lineage: Eukaryota; Fungi; Ascomycota; Sordariomycetes; Amphisphaeriales; Sporocadaceae
Product: cytochrome c oxidase assembly protein COX16-domain-containing protein
Exons: 2
Coding region: 1-348 (115 amino acids)
Biological process (GO): mitochondrial respiratory chain complex IV assembly
Cellular component (GO): mitochondrial inner membrane
Source: RefSeq, a predicted model, not a curated record